This is a messenger RNA of Lathyrus oleraceus (garden pea), 1467 nucleotides long. RefSeq lists its product as uncharacterized. The coding region runs from base 1 to 1467 and encodes 488 amino acids. NCBI's taxonomy places the organism in Eukaryota, Viridiplantae, Streptophyta, Magnoliopsida, Fabales, Fabaceae. Gene Ontology annotation, molecular function: aspartic-type endopeptidase activity. The record is from RefSeq and is a predicted model, not a curated record. The transcript is spliced from 2 exons. Gene Ontology annotation, biological process: proteolysis.
AUGAUACGAGAUAAUAUUCAAGACUUGAUGAACAAAGGAGUGCUUCAAAUCUCCAGUGUUGGAAAGAAUGAAGAUGUGUCAGUAAUUGAACCUUGUUUCAAUUUACCUGAGCCGGUUGAAAUCCCUUACUAUAGUAGGAGAGUGAUGCCUGCAAAUAGUCAUUUGUCACAUGUUGAUAUUUGUAUGCCUACGCCGCUUCCCUAUGAAAGCACCAAGGUUGUGCCUUGGAAAUAUGAGAUUACCGUUAUGGACAAGAUCGUUGAAGUAAGUGAAGACGGUGAAGUGACAGAAACUGUGAAUGAAGACGUCACCAAUAUUGCAGGAAUGAGCAGAAUGACCCGUAGUGGUCAAAUCUAUACGCCUGAAUUCAAUGUGACUCUUCAAGUGCCAGCCAAGGAAUCUACAUUUAUAGCUCCUGCUAAAGAACCUGAAGUGGUCCAAUCUGAAGAUGUUAUUGAAUUCAUGAAGUUGAUCAAGAGAAGUGAUUACAAGGUUGUGGAUCAGUUGCAUCAGACACCAUCUAAGAUUUCUAUUUUUUCUCUACUAUUGAAUUCCCAGUCCCAUAGGGAGGCUUUGUUGAAGGUGCUUGCCCAAGCUCAUGUAACACAAAGUAUAACAAUAGACCAGUUUGAUGGGGUGGUUAAAAACAUCACAGCUUGCAAUACUUUAAGCUUUAGUGGAGAGGAAUUACCUGAAGAUGGACAAAAUCACAAUCGUACUCUCCAUAUCUCAAUGAAGUGCAAAGAUGAUGCUUUGGCAAUAGUUUUGGUUGAUACCGGAUCUUCUUUGAAUGUGAUGCCAAAGAGAACACUUGCCAAAUUGUCUUAUCAAGGACCAGCCAUGAAGCCCAGUGCCUUGAUAGUAAAAGCUUUUGAUGGUUCCUGGAGAACCGUGAUUGGAGAAGUAGAACUGCCCAUAUUGAUUAGCCCUCACAUAUUCCCGAUUACUUUCCAAGUCAUGGAUAUUAAUCCGCUGAUCAUCAUUUAUGAAGAGGAGGACUUUAUGGUCAGUCACCUUUCAUACUUCAGGUAUAUUAAGGCUGAUGAGGACGCUUUGGAAACUUCUUUCCAAGCUCUUGAAAUAGCCAACGCCACUUUUGUGGAGAUGAAGGACCCUGUUGGGAAAGCUUGUUCAUCUUCCGCUUCUCUGAAAAGCGUCAAGUCUAGUAUUGAAGGAGGGAACCCUGAAGGUUGGGGCCAGCUUAUUGAUGUUCGGGAAAAGCAUGAUCAUUUCGGUCUGGGAUAUGUUCCUUCCGCUGAGAAAGGAGCAUGUGUCCCUACAAAGGACAACACCCGAAGCAUCCAGGAAGUAUUCCUCAGUACAAGAUUCAUCCAUGGAGAUCAGGUCAAUGCAAUUGAAGACAACACCAGAGAUGAAGAUGAGUCGUGUUUGGUUUACUGGUGCAAGACAACUUUGAACAAUUGGAAGGCGGUUGAGAUCCCUGAAAUUUUUCCUUUGUCAAAGUAA